GUUAAAAUCAUUAAUACUGUCAUUACUGUCAAAUAUUUAAAGAGCUAAUGAUUAUUGCCGGUAUAAAAUAACAAUUUGAAAUAUAAGAAUCGUUCUUUGCCAUCGAAUGAUUUAGUUGCAUCUUGAUAAAUAAAUAUUUUCACAUACUUAUUGCCUACAUAAAUAUUAAACAUUAUUGAAGUAAAUAAAAUGGCGGACGAUUGGGAAGAGAGUGAACCUGUUGUUGUGGUACCGGCAUCAACUACCUACAUCCAAAAUUCACGUGUGUUUCAUCAAACUGGUAGAGGAAGAGGAAGAGGAGGAUGGAGGACUCCCAGUGACGAUUCCAAUCAGAGAUUCCGUGGCCAAGACAACAGGGAUAACCGCCGAAGUUACAACAAUGAUCACAAUAGUAAAAAAAUUAUAACGGUGUCAUCAGAUAAAGUUGGUCGCAUUAUUGGGAAAGGUGGAAAUAAAAUACGUGAUCUCGAAUAUGAAUCCGAGGCUAAGAUAAGGAUUGGAGACUCCAGCGGCAGUUUAACCUCCAUAACACUGUUCGGUUCCCCUGAAGCAACCGCUAAGGUCGAAGAUAUGAUAAAUAAACUGAUCGAGGAUCGUAAACCGCCAACGAGGGAACAUUUUAACAACAGUGACACUGGAAGUGGUUCUAAUGAUUUUAUGAAACAAAGUCAAGACGGUGUUGAGAUUAUUGAUUGGGAUAAAUUAAAUGCUGCACAUGACGAAGAGCAAAAAAAAAGAUGGGAUAGCUUACCUCCAAUCAUUAAAGAUUUCUAUAAGGAAGAUCCCACUGUGGCCGGUAUGACCCCAGCAGAUGUAACUCGCUGGAGAUUGGCUAACCAUGACAUUCAAGUAAAAAGAACAUUUGAUGACAAACCAGAGCUCCGUCCCAUUCCCAAUCCUGUUUUAACAUUUGAACAGGCAUUUCAUCAAUAUCCAGAAAUUUUGGAAGAAAUUUAUAAGCAAGGCUUUAAGCAACCAUCUCCAAUUCAGAGUCAAGCUUGGCCAAUUUUGCUCAGGGGUGAUGAUAUGAUUGGUAUAGCACAAACUGGAACUGGGAAGACAUUAGCUUUUCUGUUGCCUGCUUUAAUACAUAUUGAUGGACAAACCAUUCCGAGGGAAGAGAGAGAAGGUCCAACUGUAUUAAUAUUAGCACCAACUCGGGAACUCGCUCUGCAGAUUGAGAAGGAAACAUUAAAAUACCAAUACAAGGGAAUAACUUCUGUCUGCCUAUACGGCGGUGGAGAUAGAAAGGAACAAAUAAAAAUGUGUAAAGGUGGUGUAGAUAUUGUCAUUGCUACACCAGGAAGAUUGAAUGAUCUUGUCUUGGCUCGUCAUCUGAAUAUAAUAAAUUUUUCAUACAUCGUUCUUGAUGAAGCAGACAGAAUGUUGGAUAUGGGUUUUGAACCACAAAUCAGAAAGUCCUUAUUUGAUGUGAGACCAGACCGCCAAACUGUUAUGACAUCUGCCACUUGGCCUGCAGGUGUACGUCGUCUAGCCGAGUCAUAUAUGAAAGAUCCAAUACAGGUAAAUGUAGGAUCUUUAGACCUUGCAGCUGUACACACUGUAACUCAGAAAAUUGUGUUCCUCGAGGAAGAUGACAAGGAGGCAGCUCUUUUUGAAUUCAUUCAAAACAUGGAUAAAAAUGAUAAAGUCAUCAUAUUCUGUGGGAAGAAAGCUACAGCCAGGCAUAUUUCGACGGAACUCUGCUUAAAAGGCAUCGAGUGUCAAUCUCUUCAUGGGGAUAGGGAGCAAAUUGACCGGGAAGCUGCUUUGGAAGAAAUGGUUGAUGGCACAGUUAAUAUCCUAGUAGCUACUGAUGUAGCUUCUAGGGGCAUUGAUAUAAAAGACUUAACACAUGUUGUCAACCUGGAUUUCCCCCGUCACAUUGAAGAGUAUGUCCACAGAGUUGGUAGAACUGGAAGAGCUGGAAAGACAGGCAUAUCUCUGUCUUUCAUAACAAGACAGGACUGGGCUCACGCUCAGGAUUUGAUAAAAAUCUUAGAAGAAGCUAAUCAAGAAAUUCCAGAUGAGUUGUUAUCUAUGGCUAACAGAUUUGAGGCUAUGAAAAUUCGUAGGGAACAAGAGGGUGGGGAUAGAAGGGGCCGAGGUGGAAGGGGUAGGAGGGGUAGAUACUGAAUACCCCAAAAAUCCCAUUAUCUAUGAAAAUUUUAUAUUUAUAUCAGUGUCUAAUUAUAUCCCCAUUGUAAACUAAAAGACUUUGUCAUCUUUAAGAUCUGCUUAUAAUGUUAGGUGAUUGUGAUCCUUUUAUUGCGAUAAUUUAAUUUAUACUGCUUUUCUAUUUUGAUGUUGGCAAGAGUCUUCGGAUUUUUUUUUAUAAGUAACUUAAAGUAUUUCAUAGUCGAGUUCAGUAUUAUUGUUGUUCCAUAAAAUCCUCACAAGUUGAAUUUGUUUGGUAUUGGUAGGGUUUCCUCAACUGUUGGUGAUGUUUUUUUUUUCCAUCUUAAUGAUUAUAUUUUGUAUUUUAAGUUCAAAGUUCCAUACUGUCUAUUAUUUCAUUGUGAUAAAAGGUGGUUAGCCUUGUUUUGUAAUUUUUAUUACUAAUAAAAGCCUGAGAUGUCUAUUUUCCUUUAUUAUGUAUUAAUAAAAUUCAGAUAGGACUUAAUAGGUAAUAUUCAUGAUUUGAGUAUAGGUAACAUUUUAUUUAAAAAUACAACACUUAAAGCAUCUGGCGAAGAAUUUACCCAAUAUUUGAAUAAGUUUUAUCUUAAAGAGUAAAUAUUCGUUCAGGUUAUAACACUUAACAUGGACACACUUACUACUAACCAUCGAACUUAGUACAGAGUGCAUAAAUCAGAUUUAAAAUUAUAGCAAAUUAGGUAUCUACAGUAUAGAAAUAA
Molecule: messenger RNA, 2858 nt
Organism: Danaus plexippus (monarch butterfly)
Lineage: Eukaryota; Metazoa; Arthropoda; Insecta; Lepidoptera; Nymphalidae
Product: probable ATP-dependent RNA helicase DDX43
Exons: 1
Coding region: 190-2136 (648 amino acids)
Molecular function (GO): RNA binding; RNA helicase activity; ATP binding
Source: RefSeq, a predicted model, not a curated record